Molecule: messenger RNA, 919 nt
Organism: Balaenoptera acutorostrata (minke whale)
Lineage: Eukaryota; Metazoa; Chordata; Mammalia; Artiodactyla; Balaenopteridae
Product: neuroblastoma breakpoint family member 4-like
Exons: 3
Coding region: 287-712 (141 amino acids)
Source: RefSeq, a predicted model, not a curated record
AGCCAGUCCGCUCUCUCUCCGAGAGUGUGUCUAUGCUUUAAGUAAACUUUGCUUUGAGCUUACACCCGAAGUGUUAGUCUGCAAUUCUUUGCUUACUAUUACAAGGACCGAGAUGGCUGGUCCAGAUUCGUCCGUUGACCUCCUCGGUUGAAACUCUCCAAGACAACGCACGCCAAACCCAUAACAUGACCGGUCCCUUAACCCUCCCAUCAAAACCCGCCAGGACUCCGUGUUCACGAAUAUUUGCUGUUUAAUCAUCAGUCCUCCCGACCCCACAAAGCUCAGUAUGGAGCUGCUGGUGAUAGAAGAGAAUGAAGUCCAGCAGGACUCACUGGAUGAAUGUGAUUUGGCUGGUUCUAUUGGCCAUCAUCUGUCAGACUCCUGUACGCCUUACAGAAGUGCCUCAUUCCAGUCAGAUAAAAGGGAGGUCUCCUCAGCUCUAUCCGUAAAUGGUGACACCUGGGAGGACUGUCACCAAAGGCCUUUGAGUUUCCAAGGCCCAGGGGUACAAACUUCACAAGCACAGCUGCAGAAAAGCACCCACAUGACCAAUUAUCUGCAACUGCAGCUGGACCAGCAUUUCGUUUGUGGGCACAGCAAAGCCACACUCGGUCUUUCCUCCACCAUCUGGGGCUUUACUGCCAGCCCCGAUUCUGGAGGCCAAGGACCACUCUUCCUAGGGCCAGGGCUUCCCUGGUGGCGCAGUGGUUGAGAAUCUGCCUGCUAAUGCAGGGGACACGGGUUCGAGCCCUGGUCUGGGAAGAUCCCACAUGCCACGGAGCAGCUGGGCCCGUGAGCCACAAUUGCUGAGCCUGCGCGUCUGGAGCCUGUGCCCCGCGACGGGAGGGGCCGCGAUAGAGAAAGGCCCGCGCACCGCGAUGAAGAGCGGUCCCCGCACCGCGAUGAAGAGUGGCCCCCG